Molecule: messenger RNA, 588 nt
Organism: Mercenaria mercenaria
Lineage: Eukaryota; Metazoa; Mollusca; Bivalvia; Venerida; Veneridae
Exons: 2
Coding region: 1-588 (195 amino acids)
Biological process (GO): double-strand break repair via homologous recombination
Cellular component (GO): cytoplasm; chromosome; nucleus
Molecular function (GO): four-way junction helicase activity; ATP binding; nucleic acid binding
Source: RefSeq, a predicted model, not a curated record
AUGGAUUUGCAAACGCUUAAACGGAUAUUUGAUGAAAAUAAAAGCAAACAUAAUAUAGACUACGAAAUUAAGGAUGAGCAACUGAUGAUAACACAUUCCAUAGCCAAAGGCAGAAACUGCUUGGGAUUUCUACCUACUGGAUUUGGAAAAACAUUGUGUUUUGUGAUAAAUGCAAUAACCACCACUUCUGAUCCGCUGCCUUUGAUAAUUUCACCACUCCUGUCGCUAAUGGAAAAUCAGAUUGUUGCACUAAAAGAGUGGACUUUCACGUGUGCCAGGAUUUCGGCUGAUGCUACCACUGAGGAUCGAACACGUAUUUCAAACGGAGAGUUUGAUUUUGUCUUCUCCUCUCCAGAAUCUAUCCUAAGACCUGUGUGGAGAAAAAUGUUCCUAACAGAUACAUGGCAGCGUCGCAUGUCGUGCAUCACUUUUGAUGAAGCCCACUGUCUCUCGGAGUGGGAAGAGGACUUUAGACCCGAAUACAGGGAAAUGGCUCAGCUGAGGAGUUUCUUCAAAGUUCCUGUAAUGGCAGUUACUGCUACAAGUACAACCAAAGUAGAAGAAGACAUAUGUCAAUUUUACAACUGA